Molecule: messenger RNA, 1242 nt
Organism: Helianthus annuus (common sunflower)
Lineage: Eukaryota; Viridiplantae; Streptophyta; Magnoliopsida; Asterales; Asteraceae
Product: beta-galactosidase
Exons: 6
Coding region: 366-806 (146 amino acids)
Biological process (GO): carbohydrate metabolic process
Cellular component (GO): cell wall; vacuole
Molecular function (GO): beta-galactosidase activity
Source: RefSeq, a predicted model, not a curated record
CGCGACACACAAACUAGGGUUUCAGAUUUCAAAACACUUCAAACGCCGCUUCCCUGCUCCUCUCUCUCUCUCUCUCUCUCUCUCUCUCUCUCUCUCGCGAUUCAGGAUCGAUUUCACCAGAUCUGCUCAUCUCUUUCUGGCGAUUCAGGAACGAUCUAUGAAGUUUCAACAGAUCGAUGAAGAUUCUGACCUCCUGGUUCCGUUUUCCGGAUUUUAUUGGCGUUUUGCAACAUUCGUCAAGGAUGGAUUUUCGUUUUUUGUAGGUCAUGGUUUGAAGACUAGAUCUGGUGAAGAAUAAUAAGAAUACUCGGAAGGAGACAACAAAAUCAUGGAGAAGAAUUAGAUCUCGGUGGUUGGAGUUCCAGAUGCGAUUCCCGUCAAGUAUAUGGAGGUUCACUGAGUUUGGAGGUGCAGUGCCUUAUAGACCAGCUGAAGAUUUGGCAUACUCAGUAGCUAAGUUUAUUCAGAGUGGUGGAUCUUUUAUCAACUAUUAUAUGUAUUAUGGAGGAACUAAUUUUGGGCGGACAGCAGGUGGCCCGUUUAUUGCUACAAGCUAUGAUUAUGAUGCUCCGCUUGAUGAAUACGGACGUACAGUGGGACUAAAGAAUUGGGUGAGGAUAACUUUUGCCGCAGAACCAUCUUCUCUUGAAGAAGCACUUGAAAGACCUAAAAUUGAUCUUUUUGCGUCUCCAACUGCAAGUUUUGCAGCUCCUCCGGUUGUUGACUUUUUUGCAUCUCCACCUGCAAGCUCUACGGUUUCUCCCGCUGUUGACUUUUUUUGCGGCUCCUGUACAAGUGGAACCUGAGGUCAAACCAGUAGAAUCUAAAACAAUUUCAACCCAAGCUGACCAGUUUGACCCAUUUGCUGCACUUCCAAUGAACAAUUUUGAUUGUUCCGAUGUUAACAGAGCUUCCAAAGGCUCCGAAUUCCAAGUCGGGAGAUGGGGAUUCCACUGCCACUGUUGGCGCUACUAUGGUUGAUAUGCCUCCAUCACCCGCUGUGGAAUCUCCGACGAGAGGUGGUAAAGAUGACCAAGAACAAAAGCAGACACAUGAUCUUCUAAGCAUAUGAAAACAAGAGUGUUUGAUCUAAAAGUUGUAUGAAUUGGUUAUUUGGGGUUAGUUUAAGUUUCUUUUUUAGUUUUUAAUGUUGAAGUAUCUAACUAUUAAGGUUGUUUUGGUAAGUAAUAUGUGCAUGGUAUGAUUGGUUUGUUGGGAGAUUUAAGGUUAUGUUUCUCUAUA